AUGGAUAUAACAUCGACGUUGGCCAAUAUUCUUUUUGUCACUACGACACCUAUACCAUCUGUGCAAACUCCUGGAACAACACCGCAGCCGAUAGUGCCAGAACUCGAAGAAUGCUACAACGACCCAAUGUUUACCAUAUUCACAUAUACGGUCGAUGACAUGCUUCUGGCAGCGAGUAUGGCAGCGACAGUAUUUAACGUGAUGGUUAUAUUUUGCGCAAUAAAGCUGUUCAAAAGAAGCGGGGAUACAAUGCAUUUGUUCAUUCUGAACAUGACCGUCGGAGAUCUUGUUUUAACAAUUUUCUGUCAUCCAAAUGAGCUCCUAAUUCGAAAACACGAUUUUUUGCAACAAAAACACCUCUGCGCAGUGGUUCAUUAUUUCAAUUGGAUUGGAUUAGCAGUUUCAGGAUUGUCGUUAACAUUGCUAAACGUAGACAAGUUGAUUUAUUUCCGAUGGCCGUUGAAUUACGACAGAUCAAUGUCGAAGCGUCGAGCAGCGAUGUUCUGUUUAGCAAUAUGGGCGGUAUCAAUUGGAUUUGUUUCUUAUUGCUGGCUCUUCAAUAUUGUUUACAUAUUCCAUCAAGACUGCUCAUUACAGAUGACUCCAACGAAAAAGUUCUAUUACGAAAUAUUCACGAUGUUGUUCUGCGUUCUCCCAGUCACUUCUUCCUUAAUUGUCUCCAUAUAUUUAUUUAAUCUAACAAGAAAAAAAAGAAACUCCGAAAAUAGUGGCGACUCUAGUGCAUUCAAAAACAAGGUAAAAUCUCUUGCGUUUAUAUUUGCGACAACAACAUGGACAUCAUGCAGUCUUCUUCCUUAUAGAAUAGUGAAUCUCGCACGAAUUCAUUUGUUCACUUGGUCCGAACUGAGCUGCGAAGGAAAACAACGAAUGAAUUGGAUUGCCUGGGUUCUUGUCUAUCUACUGACAUUAAAUCCGAUCAUAAAUCCACUCAUUACUUCUUUGAUUUAUGCUCCAUAUAGAUUAACCAUCAAAAAAUUCCUGGUGAACAUUCCCGUGGGAAACCGCCCCCUAUACUCCUACCAACCAGAUGGCCUUCAAUCCGACAGCAGUUUCGUUUCUGUUCGCAGAAAUCGCAACAGACGGUCGUCCUGCACCGAGCUUGCAAGCCUUCGACAAUCAACAGAAGUCGUGCGAAUUUCGAUGAGCGAACCUCCAACAACUCCACUUAAAUCUGACGACAGUUUCUUUUUCGAAUCGAAUUCGCCGCUUGAGAAGAAGCCUCCAAAAAAUUUUAACUCACCUUCUUAA
Caenorhabditis bovis is the source of this 1269-nucleotide messenger RNA. Lineage: Eukaryota; Metazoa; Nematoda; Chromadorea; Rhabditida; Rhabditidae. The record is from the annotation of a GenBank genome assembly.